Molecule: messenger RNA, 3063 nt
Organism: Paraphaeosphaeria sporulosa
Lineage: Eukaryota; Fungi; Ascomycota; Dothideomycetes; Pleosporales; Didymosphaeriaceae
Product: 26S proteasome non-ATPase-like protein regulatory subunit 2
Exons: 5
Coding region: 182-2884 (900 amino acids)
Biological process (GO): regulation of protein catabolic process; proteasome-mediated ubiquitin-dependent protein catabolic process
Cellular component (GO): proteasome storage granule; nucleus; proteasome regulatory particle, base subcomplex
Molecular function (GO): enzyme regulator activity
Source: RefSeq, a predicted model, not a curated record
CAUCAACAUUCUCCCCAUACCGCCCCCGCCUCGUCCCGACGCCUCGAGCGACCUCUUCCUCCCCGAGCCCCCUCCCGCACCAUCGCACAGCACCCUUUUAACGGCCGAGAUCUGCAUCCCCGCCUUCGCUCGGUGCACGAGAUACACUUCGCCGCCCGCCUAGCUUCCACCCGCAAGCAACAUGGCCGCAGACGACGAGAAGAAGCCCACAGCCGCCGAUAAGGGCAAGGGAAAGGCGGCAAAUGGCGACGCAGAGCAGAAGGAAGUCCAGAAAGACAAGGAUGGCAAGCCCAUAGACGAUAAGAAAGGCGCGCCUGCCGUUGAGGAGCUCAGUGAGGAGGACCAGCAGCUGAAGAGCGACCUGGAGAUGUUGGUUGAGCGGAUACUGGGACCGGAUGCAGAUCUCUACAACCCCGCGCUCGAGAAGAUCAAGGAGUUCAUCAAGACAGCCACGAGUUCGAUGACGGCGGUGCCGAAGCCGCUCAAGUUUCUGCGACCACACUAUGAAAGCUUAGAGAAGGCCUACGACUCGUGGCCCGAGGGCGACAACAAGAAAUCGUUCGCCGACAUGCUAUCCGUACUCGGAAUGACGUAUUCCGACGAGGACCGCCUCGACUGCUUGAAAUACCGUCUGCAAGCGCCAUCCUCGGAUCUUGGCUCGUGGGGCCACGAAUACAUGCGCCAUCUCGCUCUCGAGAUUGGCAGAGAAUACCAGAAGCGGUUGAACGAUGACAAGUCGACGGACGACAUCACGGACCUUGUCCUCUCGCUGGUUCCCUUCUUCCUGAAGCACAACGCCGAAGCCGAUGCAGUCGAUAUCCUCUCCGAGCUGGAGAUGAUUGACCAAAUUGAGCAGUAUCUGGAUGCCGACACAUACAGCAGGGUGUGCUUGUACAUGGUCAGCACGGUGCCCCUCCUCACCUACCCCGACAACGACAAGUUCCUCCGCACAGCCUACCAGGUCUACCGGAAAUACAAGCAGUACACCCAGGCCGUGGUCCUCGCGAUACGGCUCAACGACCGGGAGCUGAUUGAAGAGACGUUCAACUCCACAGAGGACAAGGCGACAAGGCGGCAGAUGGCUUUCCUCAUUGCCCGACAGCGGAUCUGGUUCGACGUGUCGGAAGACGAGGAUUCUGAGCUACAAGAGUGCCUAAGCAACACCCGCUUGUCAGACUACUUCAAGGCGCUGGGCAAGGAGCUGAACAUCUUAGACCCCAAGACUCCUGAUGACAUCUACAAGACCCACCUCGAGAGCAGCAGGACAGCUGGUCUCACCAACACCGACUCAGCGCGCCACAACCUGGCUUCCGCCUUCGUUAACGCCUUUGUCAAUGCUGGUUACGGUAACGACAAGUUGAUGCUCAACUCAGAUAGCAAGAACAGCUGGGUCUGGAAGACCAAGGAUGAGGGCAUGCUUUCCACAGCUGCAUCGCUCGGUAUGCUCAUGUUGUGGGAUGUUGAGAUGGGUCUUGACAAGAUCGAUCCCUACACCAACGUCGACGAGGAUCUCGUUAAGGCCGGUGCUAUGCUUGCGACGGGUAUCUUCAACUCCGGUGUGCGAAACGACUCCGACCCCGCCAUGGCUUUGCUAGGUGAUGAAGAGAACCUCUCCCACAAGAACGUCAAUGUCCGCGUAGCCUCCAUUAUGGGUCUGGGUCUCGCAUACGCUGGAUCAAACAAGGAAGAGCUUCUGGAGAUUCUGCUUCCCAUUGUCACUGACACAAGCCUCGACAUGCAACUCUCAGCCAUGGCGGCUUUGGCCUUGGGUCUCAUCUUUGUUGGCUCGGCUCACGGCGAGGUGACCGAUGCGUUGAUGAACACCCUCUUGGACGAGGACCGGUCGAAGCAGCUCAAGGACAAGUGGACGCGUUUCAUGGCUCUCGGACUCGCCUUGCUGUUCUUUGGGCAGCAGGAAGAAGUUGAUGUCAUUCUGGAGACCCUCAAAGCUCUCGACCACCCCAUGUCUAAGCCUACAUCUGUGCUCGCUGAGGUUUGCGCAUGGGCGGGUACCGGUAACGUACUGAAGGUCCAGCAGUUGCUCCACAUCUGCAACGAGCAUAUCGAAGAAGAGAACGAGGAGAAGAAGGGUGACGAGUUGCUCCAGUCAUAUGCUGUAAUCGGCUUGUCAUUGGUGGCAAUGGGUGAAGACGUCGGGCAGGAUAUGAUCAUAAGAACUUUCGGCCACCUAAUGCAUUACGGCGAGGCCAACAUUCGAAAGGCGGUGCCUUUGGCAAUGGCCUUGAUCAGCCCUAGCAACCCCCAGAUGAAGGUCUACGACACUCUUUCGCGGUACUCUCACGACAAUGACAACGACGUCGCGAUCAACGCUAUUUUCGCCAUGGGUCUGGUUGGCGCUGGUACUAACAACGCUCGUCUCGCGCAAUUACUGCGUCAACUUGCGAGCUACUACCACCGCGACCCCAACGCCCUCUUCAUGGUUCGCAUAGCUCAAGGUCUGCUCCACGCAGGCAAGGGUACCCUUUCCAUGAGCCCCUUCCACACCGACCGAUCAGUCCUCUCCCGUGUCGCCGCUGCAGGUCUUCUCACCGUCCUUGUCUCCAUGAUCGACGCAAAGCAGUUCAUUGUUGGAGACGCGCAUUACCUACUCUACUUCCUGGCAACAGCCAUCUCUCCCCGGUUCCUCAUCACCCUUGACGAAGAGCUGAAGCCGCUCACAGUCAAUGUGCGAGUUGGUCAAGCCGUCGAUAUCGUUGGCCAGGCGGGUCGUCCCAAAGCAAUCACUGGAUGGCAGACACAGAGCACGCCAGUGCUGCUGAGCCAUGGCGAGAGGGCGGAAUUGGAAGACGAGAAGUACCUGAGCUUGAGUAAUGUAUUGGAAGGCGUAGUCAUCCUACGGAAGAACCCAGAGUGGGAGGAUUGAGGUUGCCUUAGACAAAUGAGGCAUGGUAGCUUCAAGAAAAUUAGCUAUGAAGCUUAUGUAGCCUGGUGGAAUGCAGAGGAUACAACAUAUCGUGUCCAGGCUCUUGACGAGGGACUGUGUAACAGUAAAUAGAUGCGUGGAGACUACGAAUGAAGUAUUGGUAUGCAUGUCAUGGAUGG